AUGGCAGCCGAAUCCGAAUCCAGCCACGGCCUGCUGCGCCGCGAUCUCGCGAAUCCGAACCACACCCAGCAGGUCACGCUGGGUGUUAUCGCAGCCUACGUCGUCGUCAUCGCCAUUCUCUGGAACGUCCCGUACGUCCGCAUGGUCCUCUGGCCGUUCAAGAUGCUUGUCAUUGCCUUUCACGAGUUCGGCCAUGCUAUCACUGCUGUUCUCACUGGUGGCAAGGUCAAGUCCAUCAGUCUCGACCCCAACGAAGGCGGCGUCACCCACAUGCUCGGCGGAAAAAGCGCCAUCACCCUGCCUGCUGGCUACCUGGGCUCCUCCCUUAUCGGCGCCCUCCUGAUCUUCUGUGGCUUCAACAUUGUGGCGAGCAAGGUUGCCAGCUUCGUUCUCGGCGGCUGCUUCCUCCUCACUCUGUGGUGGGGCAAGCGUGAUUGGCUUACUAUCAUGACCGUCCUCCUUGCUGUCGGCUUGUUAAUUGCAUGCUGGUUCAUCUCCCACGCCCAGGCCCUGCGCUUCGUCGUCCUGUUCAUCGGCGUCAUGUCCUCCCUCUACAGCGUGUGGGAUAUCUGCGACGAUCUCAUUCUUCGUAAAGUGAACUCCUCCGACGCCAGCGUCUUCGCUAAGCGCUACGGCGGCUCCUCGCAGUGCUGGGGUGUCAUCUGGUCCAUCGUCUCCGUCAUCUUCAUGGCGGCUGGAAUCGUCGCUGGCCUGGCCGCCUUUUCCCAGUCCUUCUCCGAGCAGGAGAAGGAUUCUCAGAAGUUCAUCCCCACCUGA
Ilyonectria robusta is the source of this 777-nucleotide messenger RNA. RefSeq names its product peptidase M50B-like-domain-containing protein. The coding region runs from base 1 to 777 and encodes 258 amino acids. The record is from RefSeq and is a predicted model, not a curated record. Lineage: Eukaryota; Fungi; Ascomycota; Sordariomycetes; Hypocreales; Nectriaceae. The transcript is spliced from 2 exons. Gene Ontology annotation, molecular function: metalloendopeptidase activity; ATP binding; ATP-dependent peptidase activity. Gene Ontology annotation, biological process: proteolysis.